CCCCUCCCCUCGACCUUACUCAUCACUUGCUUCCACAAUAAGCUACCCAAUUUCUUUCUCGAGCUACUUGGACCUGCUGUCAAGCUACCUCAUCACUUCUCUCCUAAGCACCUUUUCUCACUGCUGCCGUGAGCCACCUCCGCUAUCCCCCCUGCUCGUUGCAACUCAAUUCCCCCGGCAUCUACCCACAUCUUUCACUAUACAUCUUCCGCUGGAUCCACGCUGUGCAACACCACGCCGCUCCAGACAGCAAGUCAAUCUAUUCACCGAAAGCUUAGUACAACCAAUGUGCCCAUAUGCCGUCACGGUCCCCAUAUAACCCGUCCCAUCCUCCGACGUCCGCCUCUCCGUCCGGCCACAUCCAUCCUGCUGCGAUACCUUUCCCGGCAGAGGGAAACUCGCCCUAUCGGAUUCCACAAGAUGCUCCAGGCCAAGCGUCCAUGACUGGGAACCCAGCCACAUCGCCUCCGUAUCGUCGGGGACAUUCUCGUUCCAUCAGUCAUCCGUUCCCCUCGCCCUUCGGUGGAAUCGCUAAACGGCGCAAUCGGUCAAUUUCUAAAAAGGAUAACUUCUUGUUCGACUCCGAUGAUGAAGAUGAUGAUGAGGUUACGUACCUGCCAGAUCCUCACUCUUCCAGCCCUCGUAAGGGGCCCCCGCGUCCGAUUGCUGCCGAAGAGAUGACCUCGGGAAAAUGCAUGGUUUGCAACAGCACGGUGCGUUGGCCGCGAAAUCUCAAGGUUUUUCGGUGCACAGAAUGUUUGACUGUGAACGACUUGGAGCCGUAUGUGGACUCGGACAAGACUGGCAGCCAUGGCAUUUCAGGAAAUGAUGGGAAAGCACCCACCCCAGUGGUGCCCAGAAAAGCUAUUCCACUUUCUGUCGAGCGAACAAAGACUAUCCUAGACGAAUGCCUGUCCAAAUACCUCCAACAGCUCCUCGAUAUUCCACAGCAGCAAAACCCAUCGCUCGAGAAUUAUAGUGGAAAGCGCUUGGAGAUCGCGCAAGAUGAGAAUCUGUCACAGUCCCCGAACCAGUCGUCCGGGUAUUUGUCUGAACCUCGGCAGCCAGUGGACCCACGGGGUGGUAGCUCUUCUACGUCCAGUAAGCCCAUGAAGCUGGAUACAAUGGGCGGAAUUCCGAACUACUCGAAGCCUAAUCUGACGCCUUCUUAUGCUCAUGGGGAAAGGAAAGGCUCGCAGAUGAGAAGUCGGGAUGCUCAAAACACACCGAGGCGUGAUCGUUCGCCUCGGAAUGCUGCACCAUUAAACAGUUCGGACGCUAAGAUCCCCACCCGUCGAACAUACAUCUUCAGGUCGCUCGAGGAAUAUAUCAUCACCUCCUUCAAAGGAUGUGAUUGCUUAAAUAGCUCCUUUACUACCGUACAGCCGACAUUGCAAACUGCCGAUCACAGCAGCCCACCGAAGCAGAAAGCGGAACCAAGCUCUGCACAGGCCCCCAGCCAGGUAGCAUUCGAGCCAGAUCCGAAGCUGCUGCUUCUGGGAGAUAUUGCAGAAAACUCAUCUUGGUGGAUGAACGAAGUCGAACAGAUCAGUAGCACACAUCCGUCGCGUUCGAAAGAACGCCGAGAGAAGUCCUCGAGUUCGUCUAGACCCGUUUCCUCCCGGAGCCCUCGGAUCAAUUGGGCAGAACUUGCACAGUGGCACAACAUGAUCAUGAUAGCAGGGACAUCAUGGGUCGAACUUUGGUCAACGAUGAAGCCCCUUGAGGUGAAGAAAGAAGAUGACGUCCUCAGAGCUCAAAAAUGGGACACCAUCGACCUAGCAAUGGUCGACAGAGAGAUCACCGAAUCACGGUUGCAUUUGCACCGAACGCUCUUGAAGGCCACAGAGAACCUCCUGAAACGGCCCAGGCGGCCUUUGAAAAAGCCCGAGGAUAUCAGAUUUCUACUGAUGCUACUGACAAACCCAUUGAUCCAUCCGUCCAGUCCAGCUCUGGCGGCUUACACUUUGACACCUUCAGCGGCCCGCAGUGACCGGAGACCCUCUCAUCCGAAAGAUGGCAAUUCGAGACCAGCACCUCGUGAUUUGAAGCCACCUCCGAAACUCCGAAGCAGCGGUCCAGGGCAUCAUUUUGGCAUUAUUAAGCGGAUAAUGGGGUUAUUGGCUAACUUGCCGAAUGACUGCCAUCAUUACCUCGUUUCCUGGUUUUCGCGUUUCUCGGCUGGGCAAUUCGAGAAGAUCGUCGACCUUGCCGGUAGCUUCGUUACCCAUCGUUUAGCACGCCAGCAUGGCCGGAAACGCAGCGAGUCGGCGCAGCACGACGAUAGUUUGGUGCCUAGCUUUUCUAGCGCCGCCGGCAACACUCCGGCUGAGCUGCAUGCUGCCAUCAACGGCAGGAGCCCCAAUAAACCAGGGAAUGAAAAGCGCGACCGGCCCGUGGUCUAUACUGAUGACUGGCAGGUUCGAGCUGCGGCCCGCGUGAUGUCGUUGCUCUUCACGGCUAACAACGCGAGCGUUACUCGGAAGCCGGAUGGCAUCCUCGGCCAAGAUGCGGGCCCGGCGGCCAAACAUCAAGCCAGUCGGCGAGGACAUAUGAUUCCGAUCAGCUCCUUCUACAACACCCUGCUGGACUAUUCCGACCUCGUGGCCGACUUUGAGGCCUGGGAAUCGAAGACGACGAAGUUUUCUUUCUGUCAGUAUCCGUUCUUCCUGAGCAUCUGGGCCAAGAUCCAUAUCCUCGAACAUGAUGCCCGCCGCCAGAUGGAGGUCAAGGCCCGCGAGGCAUUCUUCAACAGUAUAAUGAGUCGGACGGCGAUCAGCCAGUAUCUCGUACUGAAGGUGCGGCGCGACUGUUUGGUCGAAGACAGCCUUCGUGGGGUCAGUGAAGUGGUUGGCUCUAGCCAAGAGGAAAUCAAGAAGGGGCUUCGGAUUGAGUUCUUGGGCGAAGAGGGUGUUGAUGCGGGAGGUCUUCGCAAGGAAUGGUUUUUGCUGCUGGUCCGGGAAAUCUUUGAUCCUCAUCACGGGCUAUUCAUCUACGAUGACGACUCGCGGUAUUGUUAUUUCAACCCAUACUGCUUUGAGUCAUCGGAGCAGUUCUUCCUCGUCGGAGUGCUACUAGGGCUUGCCAUCUACAACUCCACUAUUCUCGACAUUGCUCUGCCUCCUUUCGCAUUUAAGAAGCUCCUAGCUGCGGCGCCGCUGUCAUCGAUCACGCGGCCCACGUACAAGUGCAGCCUGGAUGAUCUGGCCGAACUCCGACCCGCGCUUGCCAAGGGACUUCGGGCGCUUUUGGAGUUCGAAGGGGACGUUACGGAUACGUUCUGCUACGACUUUGUCGCGCAAGUAGAUCGAUAUGGCGAGGUGGUGCCGGUGCCACUCUGCGCCGGGGGCGAGAACCGGCCGGUGACAAACGCCAAUCGCCGCGAGUUUGUAGAUCUGUACGUGCACUAUCUGCUGGACACGGCGGUCACGCGGCAAUUCGAGCCGUUCAAACGGGGGUUCUUCACAGUGUGCGGGGGCAAUGCGCUCUCUCUUUUCCGUCCGGAGGAAAUCGAGCUCCUGGUGCGCGGCUCGGACGAGCCGUUGGAUGUGGCGUCCCUGCGGGCGGUUGCCACGUAUGACAACUGGUCUAAUGCGCGGCCGGAGACGGAGCCGGUGGUGCGGUGGUUCUGGGACUUUUUUGAGCAGACACAACCUCAGGCGCAGCGGAAGAUCCUGUCGUUUGUAACGGGGAGUGAUCGGAUCCCGGCCAUGGGGGCGACGAGCCUCUCGAUCCGGCUGGUGUGCCUGGGGGACGACUCGAGCCGUUUCCCGACCGCGCGGACAUGCUUCAACCAGCUGGGACUGUAUAGGUAUGAGACGCGGGAGAGGCUGGAGCAGGUGCUGUGGGAUGCAGUGCUGAACAGCGAAGGGUUUGGGCUGAAGUAGACAGGGAGCAGGACUCCCGGGUUCGAAUCUUGGGACGCGGCGGGACAGUCUCAGUGGCGUCUUGGGGGCAUUGCCGGGAUUACGGGCAUUAUAGGCAUUAGCACUAAUCAUUCCUGU
Aspergillus sclerotioniger CBS 115572 is the source of this 4004-nucleotide messenger RNA. Its product is annotated as HECT-type E3 ubiquitin-protein ligase. The transcript has 3 exons. NCBI's taxonomy places the organism in Eukaryota, Fungi, Ascomycota, Eurotiomycetes, Eurotiales, Aspergillaceae. Gene Ontology annotation, molecular function: ubiquitin protein ligase activity. Bases 297 to 3887 code for a protein of 1196 amino acids. Gene Ontology annotation, biological process: protein polyubiquitination. The record is from RefSeq and is a predicted model, not a curated record.